CGGCCUCGCGUGUGGAGGGUCUUGGUAUCCCAGCACGACCCGGCUCCCCCCGCUGCUUCGGCCACCAUGCCGCGCUCUUUCCUCGUCAGGAAGUCCGCCUGCUCCCGCCGGAGACCCAAUUACAGUGAGCUCCACGACUCUUCUCCAGAGUUCACUUUUCAACAGCCCUAUGACCAGGCCCACCUGCUGGCAGCCAUCCCGCCACCCGAGGUCCUCAAUCCCACGGCCUCACUGCCUACGCUCAUCUGGGACUCUCUCCUGGCACCCCAAGCCCAGCCGAUUGGCUGGGCCUCUCUUCUGCCCCAGGAGAUCCCCAAGGCCAUCGAGCUGACCUCCCUGUCUGACGAGGACAGCGGGAAAGGCUCCCAGCCCCCCAGCCCACCCUCACCGGCUCCUUCGUCCUUCUCUUCCACCUCAGCCUCCUCCCUGGAGGCCGAGGGUUAUGCUGCCUUCCCAGGCUUGGGCCAGUUGCCCAAGCAGCUGGCUGGGCUCUCCGUGGCCAAGGACCCCCAGUCUCGCAAGGCCUUCAACUGCAAAUACUGCAACAAGGAGUACAUCAGCCUGGGUGCCCUUAAGAUGCACAUCAGAAGCCACACGCUGCCUUGCGUCUGUAGCACCUGCGGGAAGGCCUUCUCCAGGCCCUGGCUGCUGCAGGGCCACGUCCGGACCCACACUGGCGAAAAGCCCUUCUCCUGCCCCCACUGCAGCCGCGCCUUCGCUGACCGCUCCAACCUGCGGGCCCAUCUCCAGACCCACUCGGAUGUCAAAAAGUACCAGUGCAAGACGUGCUCCAGAACCUUCUCCCGAAUGUCCCUGCUCCACAAGCACCAAGAGUCAGGCUGCUCAGGGGGGCCCCGCUGACUCUAAAGGCUCCUUGCACCUCUCCGGGCCCUACCCCAACUCCAGAAGGAAGGACCCGGCAUCCUUCUCGCUGCCACAGAGUUCCCUCCUGAGCUCCGCCUUCUGGCUGCGUUGGCCCCCCAGGACUCUGAGGACCACUUCCCAGUCCUCUGCUCUGAGCGCCCCACCGGGCUCUGAGGGGGGCCUUUCUUUGGACAGCUGAUGGGAGGGUGGCUUGCAGCAGAGACCCCCUCCUGGCAGCCACUGCUCCAGAGUGUUCUGGAGUUGGCCUUUCUGCGUGGGUUUGUGUAUCCAGAGCUGUUUGGAUACAGCUGCUUUGAGCUCCAGGACAAAAGCCAGCAGACUGAUGAGAAGCUCCCACCCCACUCAGGGGACCCCAGCCUCCCCUACAGGAACCCUCAGGCCACCCCCUCCAGAAGGUGCAACUUAACUAUGCAAACAUCCACCCCCAGGUGCACUCGCGGGGGUGGGCCCUGACACAAGGACAGCGUCUAGACCCCAGGAUGCCCCAGGGCCUGGGCAGCUAUUUCAGCCUCCUGUUUGUCAUAGUGGCACCUGUUUCAUGGGCAAUUUAACAACGUCUCCAAAGGGACUGUGAAUAAUUGCCUUCACUUGUCCGGGGCCCAAGUGGGGUGCUUCGGCUCCACUGGUGUGUCUCCCGGAACUAUUUUCGGGGGCCCGACAGGUGGGCCCGGGAGGAAGAUGUUUACAUUUUUAAAGGUACACUGGUAUUUAUAUUGCAAGCGACAUUUUGUACUAAGGAAACGUUUUGUAUAGUUAUAUGUACGGUUUAUUGAUAUUCAAUAAAGUGGUUAAUUUAUACAUAAAAA
Molecule: messenger RNA, 1691 nt
Organism: Lagenorhynchus albirostris (white-beaked dolphin)
Lineage: Eukaryota; Metazoa; Chordata; Mammalia; Artiodactyla; Delphinidae
Gene: SNAI1
Product: snail family transcriptional repressor 1
Exons: 3
Coding region: 67-861 (264 amino acids)
Biological process (GO): regulation of DNA-templated transcription
Molecular function (GO): DNA-binding transcription factor activity, RNA polymerase II-specific; RNA polymerase II cis-regulatory region sequence-specific DNA binding
Source: RefSeq, a predicted model, not a curated record